AUGGUUGGGUCCUAUUCCAAGAAGCGCAAGGUGGUCGAUGGCAUGCAGGGCAAGACCGCGCGCCCAAAGAAGUUUCGCAAGCAACGCGAAUACCACAGCAGCUCCGAAGACGAGCAGGAAGAGGACGAGGGCACUUUCAAGGCCGUGAACCUCGCUGAUUCAGAUGAGGAAGAGGAUGGAGGAGUUGCAGUGGCUAAGAGCACUGCUGGUCCAUCCAAAUUGAAAAACCCGAAGAGCAAAUCCGCCUCUACACCCCCAAAAAAAUCCGCCGCCGUCGAGGACUCGAGCGAUGAUGACGCCGAAGAGAACGAAGAUCAAGCCGACGAGGCCGACCAAGAUGCCUCUAACUCUGACGAUGACGAUGCCGAUGUCUCUGAUUCAGAGCACUCCGAUGCAGGCAACAAGCGUCGCUCAGUUCCUAAGCGCAACGAUCCCUCCGCAUUCUCAACAUCCAUCUCCAAAAUUCUGUCCACCAAACUGCCAUCAUCCGCUCGUGCCGACCCCGUUCUGUCCCGAAGCAAAAAUGCCACCCAGGCUACCAGUGAUUUUGUGGAAGAGAAGCUUGAAAAGCAAGCACGUGCGAAGCUGCGUGCCGAAAAGAAGGAAGAGCUCGAUCGCGGCCGUGUUCGCGAUGUGAUGGGUAUCCAGAGAGGUCUUGCCGGUCCCGUUCAAGAGGAGGAGAAGCGAUUGCGCAAGAUGGCCCAGCGGGGUGUUGUAAAGCUGUUCAAUGCCGUGCGCGCUGCCCAGGUCCGUGGCGAGGAGGCUGUGAAGGACGAGCGCAAAAAGGGAACCGUCGGCAUGGGAGAGCGAGAGAAAGCCGUCAACGAGGUCAGCAAGCAAGGAUUCCUGGAACUGAUCAACGGGAAGAAGGGGAAGCCGCUCAAUAUCGAGGAGGCCUAG
This is a messenger RNA of Penicillium macrosclerotiorum, 900 nucleotides long. Its product is annotated as rRNA-processing protein RRP15. Gene Ontology annotation, biological process: maturation of LSU-rRNA; maturation of 5.8S rRNA. Bases 1 to 900 code for a protein of 299 amino acids. Gene Ontology annotation, cellular component: preribosome, large subunit precursor. NCBI's taxonomy places the organism in Eukaryota, Fungi, Ascomycota, Eurotiomycetes, Eurotiales, Aspergillaceae. The record is from RefSeq and is a predicted model, not a curated record. The transcript has a single exon.